AUGGACAUGGAUUGGGAAGAAGAUGGCGACGUAUCGGAUAUAGCUGACUUGGAUAGCUCUCUUCAGGAUUUUGACAUUUCUUUAUACGCCAUUUGGAUGGCCUCCCACGAAGUUGACCAGAAGUAUCUGGGCCUUCUCGCGGGUGCCACCAGCCUUGAGAACCCUUUUCUGUCGAGCAUGCUCUACAAGAUCCUGGGGUUGUCUGUGAUCUUAUCAAAAAAGCUUCUUCGAGCUCGCAAACUUCGUCGUUUAGACCCAACGCGAGAGACGAAAUCGCUGCAGCUAUAUCAUCACAUCAUUUGGCUAUCGCGUGAGGGCUUGGUGGUAGUGGAGCAGUACAUUUUGCCUAUGGUGCAAGAUUAUAUCGAACUGAAAGUGCUUGCUUACAAGUUGCGAGCCUCUUUUUACCAUAUUUUCGUUCUUUUCCACAACCAACCAGCUAUUCACACGCCUGGAAUUUCAAGUCUUCCCAGCUCAUCAAACUUGCAAAAUGGCAACGGCCACGCCCCAGCAGCCAGCUCGUCUGAAGCUAAUCGAGCCUCUAUAUCAACAACGCCACCGACAACUGAAGGUGGGCCUGUGAAAAAGGCUUCUCACGGAGGUCCUCCUGGCCUACCGUCUAUUCCGAAAUCUAAGCUAACGACGUCUUUUCUUCUUCCCGCUCUAGACUAUACGAUGACUGCCACUCCGUGCUUUGUCCAGGCCGCUACCAUAUGCGACACCCUCCUACCAGGCUCACAUCCCUUACGUCUGUCCGUCAAACUUGAAUACGCUGCAUAUUUAUACGAUUGCCUCCACGAUGCGGACUCUUGUCGCCGACUAGCUAAACAGGCCAUUGCAGAUGUUUACAAUGCCCAAGAAGGCAUGGAUGACGAGAGUUUCGAAGAUGCGGCCGAGUUGGUCGCUGUCCUCGGGCGAAUGGUUAAACGCGGAGGGAAAACAAGCAGUGCUGGUGGUAGUAGCACUGCUGGCCGAGAUCGCUCCCGGAGCAACGACGGUCAGAGCAUCAUCAGCAAGGGAACACCACCUAAACAGGCACCUCACACGCCGAUACAACAACAACAAACUCCACCACGACAGCGGACUCCUACCCGAAAAUCGAACUCACCGGCUUCAACGAAAGCGAAACCCUCUCCCGCUGCCUCACAUUUCAAGACGAAGGCAACCCCGAAACAGUCACCAUCGACAGUGUCAGGCGGGAGCACCACACCUAAGGAGCCUGUUCCCAUUAUUAACCCAAUAUAA
This is a messenger RNA of Talaromyces rugulosus, 1245 nucleotides long. RefSeq lists its product as uncharacterized. The record is from RefSeq and is a predicted model, not a curated record. Gene Ontology annotation, cellular component: cytoplasm. NCBI's taxonomy places the organism in Eukaryota, Fungi, Ascomycota, Eurotiomycetes, Eurotiales, Trichocomaceae. The coding region runs from base 1 to 1245 and encodes 414 amino acids. Gene Ontology annotation, biological process: signal transduction. The transcript has a single exon.